UGUGUGUACUUUGUGGAGGUAGGGUGUGUCGCCCUGUGGUGCUGACGCGUGUGUGGUUACCCAAUACUUUAGAUAAUGUAAGGAAUAGUUGCUAUGUUUGAAUAAUUUAUAGGAGUAAUAUCAGUGGUCUGGAGUGGAAGGGAUCGUAGGUAAGCGUGGAGUGAGAUACUGGAGCGUGAGUUAACAGCAUGGCGGUGGCUGAGAGGAGACAAGCGUCUGAGCGGCUUACAGCUGCACCCUCCUCCAGGCUGCUGCUGCUGCUGCUGCUGCUGGAGGCCACGCUGUGUGCGGCCCAGAUGACCGGAGGUGCAGGAGGCAGGGUAGGCAUGCGGCCCCCGGGGCGGGUAGAACACGUCUCCGACCUGGAUAUGUUACCUCGCCACGACCGCUGUGAACCCAUCACCAUCAGGCUGUGUAAGGAUAUCCAGUACAACACCACCAUUAUGCCUAACCUCCUGAACCACCACACUCAGGAGGAAGCCGGUAUGGAGGUUCACCAGUUCUUUCCACUGGUGAAGGUGCAGUGCUCCCAGGACCUCCACUUCUUCCUCUGCAGUGUGUACGUGCCUGUGUGUACCAUCUUGGACCGACCGUUGCCUCCGUGUCGACACCUCUGCCUCUCCGCUAAGGACGGCUGUGAGGACCUCAUGAAUAAGUUCGGCUUCCAGUGGCCAGAGUCUCUAGACUGCAAUAAGUUCCCAGCGGAUCCUCAUGAGGCUUUGUGUGUGGGAGAGAACAGCACCUCCCCGCCAGCCUCCUCCUUCCCUAAAUCAGACCCGGAUCCACGGCCUCCUGCAGGGAACCCUUACGCAGGCAAGGAUUUCCAGUGCCCAGCUCACUUCAGAGUGCCCAAGCAACAAGAGUACAAGCUUCGUGUGGGCGGGGUGGAGGCCGCAGAUUGCGGCGCUCCUUGCAAUGGUAUGUUCUUCAACGAGGAGGAGCUGAGGUUCUCCCGACACUGGGUGGGAGGUUGGGCCUCCGUCUGCCUCGCCUCCACUACCUUCACCGUUGCCUCCUUCCUAGCGGACGUGCGCCGCUUCCGUUACCCCGAGCGUCCCAUCAUUUUUAUCAGCAUGUGUUACUGGUUCAUCGCAGCCACGUACGUGGUGGGACUGGUCCAGGGGGAACGUGUGGCUUGUGACGAGCCCUGGGACCCCCCGCAGUACCUGCCGGAGCUCAGGGACCAGAUGGUCCGUACCAUCACCCAGGGUGUGGACCGGGAAUGGUGCACCAUCGUCUUCAUGACUCUCUACUUUUUCUCGAUGGCAGCCUCCAUCUGGUGGGUGGUGCUGACACUCACCUGGUUCCUGGCCGCUGGCCUCAAGUGGAGCCACGAGGCCAUCGAAAACAACUCUGCCUGGUUCCAUCUGGCCGCCUGGGCCAUCCCUGCUAUCAAGACCAUCAUCAUCCUGGCCACGGAGAAUGUUGAAGGUGAGUGAGAGGUAGCAGCACAGUGACUGACAGCAGUACAGUAACGGGAUUCGAACUGGGCAUCCAGAAUCGCUUACCAAGAGAAUGUUAGCACGCGGUAAGUACUCUCGUCUUGAGUAAUUUUACACCAUCG
Molecule: messenger RNA, 1564 nt
Organism: Cherax quadricarinatus
Lineage: Eukaryota; Metazoa; Arthropoda; Malacostraca; Decapoda; Parastacidae
Product: frizzled-7-A
Biological process (GO): canonical Wnt signaling pathway; non-canonical Wnt signaling pathway
Cellular component (GO): plasma membrane
Molecular function (GO): Wnt receptor activity; Wnt-protein binding
Source: RefSeq, a predicted model, not a curated record